Myzus persicae (green peach aphid) is the source of this 1955-nucleotide messenger RNA. RefSeq lists its product as uncharacterized. Bases 208 to 1440 code for a protein of 410 amino acids. Lineage: Eukaryota; Metazoa; Arthropoda; Insecta; Hemiptera; Aphididae. The record is from RefSeq and is a predicted model, not a curated record. The transcript has 3 exons.
GUGGUACUAAAUUUAAGUUAUACAUUUCAAAUAUGGAAUUGUAGUUAAAAAUGAACGUAUUAUCAAACAUCAAGAAAAUAACAUUAUUCGUGACUCAAUAGGUUAUAUUGAAAGUUUUAAUUUCAAAAUGUAUUAAGUAUCAGAUUUUUUAGAUUUUACUUACCUACUUAUAACAGGCAGGGCAAGCUGGGCAAGCAGGGACAACAAAUGGCAAUGGACUCUUUAUUGCGAGAAGAGCUGCCAAAAAUUGUGAGCAUUGGUGCGUUCGGGAAAAAUAUUAAAUAUGUCUCAUUUGAUUUGGACAAAGAUCACGUAGGACAAGAUCACUACAUGUCCACAGUAUUAUUUGGUACCUUGACCACAUCUGACGAAUCAAAAUAUCAUGUUGUGAUCAAGCUAAAACUUCGCGAUGAGAAAUUGAGAGUUCAGUUCAAAAUCGACAUUCAAUUCCAAAACGAAAUUACUAUGUAUGACAGAGUUAUACCAUUCUUAUUUGAAUGCCAUCGCUCUAUGGAAGCUGAAGUUGGAGACUGUCCUACAUUAGCUCGAUUUUUCUUCGGUCGUAAUAAAUGCGGCGAAUUUGCUGAAAAAGAUUUAAUAGUAUUGGAGAACGUCACUCCUUCGGGGUUUCGAUUGAGCGAUGCACGACCAUUUCUGGACUUUAAUCACAUCGUAAUUGCUUUUCAAGCAGUAGCCAAGUUUCAUGGGUUGUCAUACACUGCGAAAUACAAAGACCCUGACCGCUUACAAGAAUUUGUUAAGGAUCUCCAUGACAUACAGUUUGACGAGGAAGGGAAGUGGAUAAUGAAUAAUAACGCAUUAAGCAGAUUCGGUAAGCGAGGAAUCGACCAACUGCUUGAACGUAGCGGUGAUCUUUAUCGAGACAACGAGCAAUUGCGAAAAUUUAACGUGAUCAUCGGCGACGGAAACAAGUGGCUGAGACACGCACGGGUUCCCCGAGAACCGUUUUCCGUCGUGUGCCAUGGCGACUUCAACCGGAACAAUAUGCUGUUCCGGUACGACGGGGAGGGACUUCCGGUCGAUGUGUUGCUGUUUGAUUUCGGGACUCCUCGUUAUGGUUCGCCGGCGUUAGAUCUGUCGUUUUUCUUGUACAUGAACACGACGCAAAGUUUGCGUGAAAGUCGGUGGGACGACUUACUGAACGUGUACUGUUUGGCGUUAGCUGACGCUGUACCGCCCGGUGUCCGCGUGCCAAACAGGGCUGAACUGGACUUUGAAAUGGCCAAAUGUGCUUAUUAUGGAUUUGCACACGCAUCUUUUUUCUUAAACCAUCAGUUAGAAAGGAAUUUCAUCGAUAAUGUGGAUAUGGACGAUGAAGAAACUUUGGAGUGGUUUUUACAGCUGGGCGGCGGCAAAGGGUCGGAUAUAGUUGCCGACAUGGUACAACACAUCGUCGACAUGGAAUACAUGAACCUGUGAUUUCCGUUUGUUUUAUUGUUUGGUAAAGAUAUAACUUUGAUCAGAUAUUGUGUUAAUAUAUAUUUUUAUUAUAUGUUUGCAUUAUUAUAUUGAGUUAAAGGUAUUAUAUAACUAACAAUAAAUAAUACAUCAUACAUCAUUUAUCUUGUUUUGCAAAGUGAAUUAAAAUAAAUUAACAUAAAUUUUACUGUAAAUGUAUUAUUAUAUUAAAGAACACGAUAAAAUAGAUUAUAAUUAUUAGUUUCGACUGCCAAGAAAUUACUGCAGAUAAUGUUAUUUUAAAGGUGUAUUCCAAUUGGCAAUUACUAUGAGUAUGUAUAUUGAACAGUGAGUAAAUAUUAUUUACAUCAUAACGAAAUAAAACAUGAGUAGAUUCUAUAUGAGGUACAAGCACGAUUGAUACACAUAUAAUGGGCUAUCAAAUUUUUAUGUUUUGUGGUAAUAUCCUUACAUGAAACGAAAAACUAGAUGUUUCUAUCACUUAUUAUUCAAAUCACUGGAAAAAUAAAAAAACA